GAGCCGAGGCUUUCCCGAAGCUGAGCCGAAAAGUGCCGAGGUCUCUCCGGAAGCGCCCGAGGCGGCGCCGAAGUCGUGCCGGAGGUGCCCGAACGAAUCCGGCAAUACCCGAGCCUUUCCGGAGGUGCCCAAACCCUUUCCGGAGGUGCCCGAAAGGCCUUGCCGGAGGUUGCCGAACGUCUCCGGGGGUGCCCGAAGCUUCUCCGGAGGUGCCCGAAGGGCUCCGAACCGGCCGUGCCGGCGCGGAGGCGGCGGGAGCGGCGAUGAAGCGCGGCCGGGGCCGGGCCCGGGGGUAGCGCGGCCGAACGAGCGGCCAUGGCGGCCAACAUGUACCGCGUCGGCGACUACGUCUACUUUGAGAACUCCUCCAGCAACCCCUACCUGGUGCGGCGCAUCGAGGAGCUCAACAAGACGGCCAAUGGCAAUGUGGAGGCCAAGGUGGUUUGUCUGUUCCGGCGGCGCGACAUCUCCAGCAGCCUCAACAGCCUGGCCGACAGCAAUGCCCGCGAGUUCGAGGAGGAGUCGAAGCAGCCGCCGAUGACGGAGCAGCAGCGGCAUCAGCUCAAGCACCGGGAGCUGUUCCUGUCCCGCCAGUUCGAGUCCCUGCCCGCCACCCACAUCCGGGGGAAGUGCAGCGUGACGCUGCUGAAUGAGACCGACAUCUUGGGGCAGUACCUGGAGAAGGAGGAUUGCUUCUUCUACUCGCUGGUGUUCGACCCCGUGCAGAAAACGCUGCUGGCGGAUCAGGGCGAGAUCCGGGUGGGCUGCAAGUACCAGGCUGAGAUCCCCGAGCGCCUGGCUGAAGGUGAGUCAGACAACAGGAACCAGCAGAAGAUGGAGAUGAAGGUGUGGGACCCCGACAACCCCCUGACGGACAGACAGAUCGACCAGUUCCUGGUGGUGGCUCGGGCUGUGGGGACGUUUGCUCGGGCUCUGGAUUGCAGCAGCUCCAUCCGCCAGCCCAGCCUGCACAUGAGCGCGGCCGCGGCCUCGCGGGACAUCACCCUGUUCCACGCCAUGGACACCCUGCAGAGGAACGGCUAUGACCUGGCGCGGGCCAUGGCCACGCUGGUGCCGCAGGGGGGGCCGGUGCUGUGCCGCGAUGAGAUGGAGGAGUGGUCGGCGUCCGAGGCCAUGCUGUUCGAGGAGGCCCUGGAGAAAUACGGCAAGGACUUCAACGACAUCAGGCAGGACUUUCUGCCAUGGAAGUCUCUGGCCAGCAUUGUGCAGUUCUACUACAUGUGGAAAACCACUGACCGCUACAUCCAGCAGAGGCUGAAGGCAGCGGAGGCCGACAGCAAACUGAAGCAAGUCUACAUCCCCACCUACACCAAACCCAACCCCAACCAGAUCAUCUCGGUGGGCUCCAAACCCGGCGUCAACGGGGCCGGCUUCCAGAAAGGGCUGAGCUGCGAGAGCUGCCACACCUCGCAGUCCCCCCAGUGGUACGCCUGGGGCCCCCCCAACAUGCAGUGCCGCCUCUGCGCCUCCUGCUGGAUCUACUGGAAGAAAUACGGGGGGCUCAAGACCCCCACCCAGCUGGAGGGGGUGACCCGCAGCGCCUCGGAGCCCCACUCCCGGGGCCACCUCUCCCGUCCCGAGGCGCAGUCGCUGUCCCCGUACACCACGAGCGCCAGCCGGGCCAAGCUGCUGGCCAAGAACCGGCAGACGUUCCUGCUGCAAACCACGCGGCUGACGCGGCUCUCGCGCCGCCUGUGCCGCGACGUCCUGCAGCCCCGGCGGGCGGCGCGCCGGCCCUACGCGCCCAUCAACGCCAACGCCAUCAAGGCCGAGUGCUCCAUCCGGCUGCCCAAGGCCGCCAAGGCCCCCCUGAAGAUUCACCCGCUGACCCGGCUGCCCCUCGCCGCCAUCGUCAAGGAGCUGGCUGCCCAGGCCCCCCUGAAGCCGAAGACCCCCCGAGGCAGCAAGACCCCGAUCAACCGGAACCAGCUGAGCCAGAGCCGGGGGCUGGCGGGGCUGGGGGGCAAGAGGGGCUACGAGGGGGGGGGAGACGGACACAGAGCCCCCCGGAUGAGGGUCGGGACGGCGGCGCUGCCGUUCUCUGCCAACGGGCGCCCCCUGACAGCCGCGCUGCGCCCCGCGCCCCCCCCCGGCACCAAACGGCAGAAACUGAACCCGGCGGACGCGCCCAACCCCGUGGUGUUCGUGGCCACCAAGGACACCCGGGCCCUGCGGAAGGCCCUGACCCACCUGGAGCUGCGCCGCGCCGCCCGCCGCCCCAACCUCCCCCUCAAGGUGAAACCGGGGGGGCUCCCCCUGCGCCCGGGGGGGGCCCUGGCGCCCCCCGCCGUGCCCCCCCACCCCUCCAGCACCUCGGAGCCCAUCGUGCUCGAGGACUGACCCCCCCCCCCCCCACCAUGGACCCCCGACCCUUUUGUAUUUUUUUUAUUUCCAUAGAAAAAAAAAAAACAACCUCGCGGGGGGAGGGGGUUGGGGAGGGGGUGGGAUGGGGGGGGGGUCAGUGGUGCCCCUCCCCCACCUCCGGUGUCCUUUUUGCCCCUCCCCAAAUUCCCCCCCCUCCGUCCCCUCCCCCUCCCUCCUCCGCGGGCCCCUUUUGUACGUGCAGCGACGCCCCCGGUUUUGUAUCUCGGGCUGUCCCGGUUCUGUAGCGACAGGAAAUAAACGCGAUGAGUUUUUUCUUCAA
Messenger RNA from Zonotrichia leucophrys gambelii, 2665 nucleotides. It is a transcript of the gene MTA2, whose product is annotated as metastasis associated 1 family member 2. Gene Ontology annotation, cellular component: NuRD complex; nucleoplasm. The record is from RefSeq and is a predicted model, not a curated record. The transcript has 18 exons. Bases 316 to 2361 code for a protein of 681 amino acids. Gene Ontology annotation, molecular function: sequence-specific DNA binding; transcription corepressor activity; chromatin binding. Lineage: Eukaryota; Metazoa; Chordata; Aves; Passeriformes; Passerellidae. Gene Ontology annotation, biological process: negative regulation of transcription by RNA polymerase II.